Zalophus californianus (California sea lion) is the source of this 390-nucleotide messenger RNA. It is a transcript of the gene FSHB, whose product is annotated as follicle stimulating hormone subunit beta. Gene Ontology annotation, biological process: G protein-coupled receptor signaling pathway. NCBI's taxonomy places the organism in Eukaryota, Metazoa, Chordata, Mammalia, Carnivora, Otariidae. The transcript is spliced from 2 exons. Bases 1 to 390 code for a protein of 129 amino acids. Gene Ontology annotation, molecular function: hormone activity. The record is from RefSeq and is a predicted model, not a curated record. Gene Ontology annotation, cellular component: extracellular region; cytoplasm.
AUGAAGUCAGUCCAGUUUUGCUUCCUUUUCUGCUGCUGGAGAGCAAUCUGCUCCAAGAGCUGUGAGCUGACCAACAUCACCAUCACAGUGGAAAAGGAGGAAUGUCGCUUCUGCAUAAGCAUCAAUACCACAUGGUGUGCUGGCUACUGCUACACCCGGGAUCUAGUGUACAAGGACCCAGCCAGGCCCAACAUCCAGAAAACAUGUACCUUCAAAGAGCUGGUGUAUGAGACUGUGAAGUUGCCUGGCUGUGCUCACCAGGCAGACUCCCUAUAUACUUAUCCAGUAGCCACUGAAUGUCACUGUGGCAGGUGUGACAGUGACAGCACUGACUGCACUGUGAGAGGCUUGGGGCCCAGCUACUGCUCCUUCAGUGAAAUGAAAGAAUAA